AGACACACACAGAGAGACAUGGAUUCUAAGGCAGUAGCUGAUAAGCCUCAUGCCGUCUGCAUUCCAUGUCCAUUUCAAAGCCACAUUAAGGCAAUGUUUAAUUUCGCAAAACUUCUGCACCACAAAGGCUUCCACAUAACAUUUGUCAACACUGAUUUCAAUCACAAACGACUACUCAAAGCUAGAGGCUCUGAUGCCUUAAACGGAUUGCCGGACUUUCGAUUCGAGUCCAUUCCAGAUGGCCUUCCUACUUCUGAUGAUAAUGCCGCCCAAGACAUUGGCAUGGUCUGUGAGUCUGUCAGAAACUACUUAUUGGCUCCAUUCCUUGGCUUGCUUGCAAAGCUCAACCGUAGUUCCUCCAUUCCUACUGUGACAUGCAUUGUUUCUGAUGGGUUCUUGUCAUUCACAGCCAAUGCAGCUAAAGAAUUUGGAAUCCCUUCUCUGUUCUUCUUCACUUUUUCUGCUUGUAGCAUCAUGGGAUUCAGACAAUAUCGGGCACUCAAAGACGAAGGCCUUACACCACUGAAAGAUGAAAGCUAUUUAAUGAAUGGUUAUCUGGACACCAUCAUAGAUUGGAUACCUGGGAUGAAAGGUAUACGUUUGAGAGAUCUCCCAAGUUAUGUUACAACGACAGACCCGAAUGAUGUACUCUUCAACUUCUGUAUGGAAGCAACUGAAAGAGCUAACGAGGCUUCUGCAAUUAUUUUACACACUUUCGAGGCAUUGGAGGGAGAAGUUCUUGACGGUCUUUCUACCAUAUUCCCUGCGGUAAACGCUGUUGGUCCACUCCAGUUACUUCUCAAUCAAAAGAAUGAGGACAGUAGCUUGAACUCAGUUGGAUGGAACCUCUUGAAAGAAGAACCUGAAUGCCUAGAAUGGCUAGAUUACAAAGAACCCAAUUCAGUAAUCUAUGUAAAUUUUGGCAGCAUAGCAGUCAUGAGUAAGGAACAGCUCAUUGAGUUUGCUAUGGGACUUGCUAAUAGCAAUCACUAUUUCUUAUGGAUAAUUAGGCCUGAUCAGGUGAGAGGAAAUUCUGAGAUUUUUCCAACGGUGUUUAAAGAAAAAACAAGAGAUAGAGGAUUCAUUGCAAGCUGGUGUGCACAAGAGGAAGUACUGAAUCAUCCGUCUGUUGGAGGGUUCUUAACACAUUGCGGGUGGAACUCAAUACUUGAGAGUUUGUAUGCGGGAGUGCCUAUGCUUUGCUCGCCAAUGUUCGGUGACCAACCGACGAACUGCAGGUUCGCUUGCGUUGAAUGGGGGAUUGGGAUGGAGAUUAGUAGUGAUGCAAAGAGAGAUGAAGUAGAGAAGCUGGUGAGAGAGUUGAUGGAGGGUGAGAAAGGAAAACAACUGAAAUGCAAUGUGAUGGAAUGGAAAAGAAUGGCAGAAGAGGCUACUAGUCCGAUUGGUUCUUCUUUUGUUAAUUUUGACAAGGUGGUGAAGGAAGUUCUUCUCUCAAAAUACCCAAAAUAGUCUAAAUAAUGGGUGAUUGAGAUAAUAAAGUAUUAUUUCUGUGUUUAAUGAUUAUAACUUCUUUAAGGUCCGAUUGGUCUCCCUUGUGGAUCAAAGCUGUAAUGUGUGUGUUUUUUUUGUUUAGCUUUUGUUACCUGGCAUAAACCGGUGGAGUAGGACUCAUUCGAUAAUGUUUGAUGUAAUACGUUGUCGUCCAACAAUGUCUGGUGUUAUCCAUUUUAGUAUUUGUGUUUUCCUAAUUUGUUCUUGUUUUUUUUUAGUCCUCUAUAUUGUAUUUUAUCUUUAUGUUG
Messenger RNA from Tripterygium wilfordii, 1760 nucleotides. RefSeq names its product 7-deoxyloganetin glucosyltransferase-like. Gene Ontology annotation, molecular function: UDP-glycosyltransferase activity. The record is from RefSeq and is a predicted model, not a curated record. Lineage: Eukaryota; Viridiplantae; Streptophyta; Magnoliopsida; Celastrales; Celastraceae. The transcript has 2 exons. The coding region runs from base 19 to 1470 and encodes 483 amino acids.